This is a messenger RNA of Juglans microcarpa x Juglans regia, 1669 nucleotides long. RefSeq names its product phosphatidylinositol:ceramide inositolphosphotransferase 1-like. Gene Ontology annotation, cellular component: endoplasmic reticulum membrane; trans-Golgi network; Golgi membrane. The transcript has 12 exons. Gene Ontology annotation, biological process: ceramide biosynthetic process. Lineage: Eukaryota; Viridiplantae; Streptophyta; Magnoliopsida; Fagales; Juglandaceae. Gene Ontology annotation, molecular function: sphingomyelin synthase activity; ceramide cholinephosphotransferase activity; inositol phosphoceramide synthase activity. The record is from RefSeq and is a predicted model, not a curated record. The coding region runs from base 495 to 1439 and encodes 314 amino acids.
CGUUAGUCACUCGGAACUUAAUACGGAGCGCCAUUUCAAUUUUCUUUGCUCUUAUAAAAGGCCUCUCCUUUUUCAUUUUGCAUUCUCAACUGUCGAUCCGUGUUAAACUCGCGUGCCCCAGCAGUCAGCCAAAAGCAAGAGAGAAUCAGAGAUAGAACACAGAAAGAAUCGGAGGGGUCUUUUUAUUUUUUUCGAUUUAUAUUCAAUCAGAUAAACGCGUUGGGGUCUAACCCACCACUUUUGAAUUCUCAAAUCCCCUUCGCUUCAUCUUCUUCUUUUUCUUCGUCGUCGUCGUCAUUUUUGUUCAUUCAGAUCUCAAUUUCCGAUUACGAGGUCUCGAUCCGUUGCAUAGCAGUGAAACACCAAGUUUUGGGUGUUACGUUUUCUGGGUUUUCUUGCCGACACCGUAUCGACGAAUUUCCGGCGAUGAAUGAUGUUGACCUCAUUGGUUUGGUUGUGAAGUAAUAUGGAAGUGGUUGUUACACGCCAAUACGAUGACGCUUUACAUUGGUCGCGACGCUUCGAAGUUGUGGAAAAGAGUUUGCGCAGAGACAUUGACAGAGAUCAACCUUCUUGCAGAGAAUUGGAAAUACCUUCUCGCCGGUCUCAUUUUUCAGUAUGUACACGGUCUGGCUGCCCGAGGAGUUCAUUAUCUUCAUCGGCCAGGGCCAGUACUUCAGGAUGCUGGGUUCUUUCUUCUUCCGGAGCUUGGCCAAGACAAAGCUUACAUCAGUGAGACUCUGUUCACCUUCAUUUUCUUAUCUUUUAUCUUGUGGAGCUUCCAUCCAUUCAUCUUGAAGAGCAAAAAGAUCUACACAGUCCUAGUAUGGUGCAGGGUUCUAGCAUUUUUAGUUGCCUCUCAAAUUCUUCGUAUAUUUACAUUCUAUUCUACCCAGCUUCCUGGUCCAAACUAUCAUUGUCGUGAGGGUUCAGAACUUGCAAGGCUGCCUCGUCCUGAUAGUGUAAUUGAAGUCCUCUUGAUCAAUUUUCCUCGGGGCAUGGUGUAUGGUUGUGGGGAUUUGAUUUUUUCAUCGCACAUGAUUUUUACGUUAGUCUUUGUGCUCACAUACCAGAAAUAUGGCACGCUAAGGUGGAUAAAACAGCUUUCCUGGUUGCUUGCUGUAAUCCAGAGUUUCUUGAUUGUAGCAUCCCGCAAACAUUACACAGUUGAUGUUGUCGUUGCAUGGUAUACGGUUAAUUUGGUGGUGUUCUUUAUAGACAAUAAAUUGCCAGAAAUGCCUGAUCGUACUGGAGGAGCAUCGCUCUUGUUACCAAUGAGUACCAAGGACAAGGAUAGCAAGACCAAAGAAGAGAAUCACAAACUCCUGAAUGGAAACUCAGGAGACCCUGCUGAUUGGUGGCAGAGAAAUCAAGUCAAUGGCAAGACUUUGGAAAAUGGAAAUACAGGACAUCCUGAUGCUGCAAUGAAUGGUGUGUAGAUAAUCGAAGCUGCUGCUGCUGCUGCUGCCACGACUGGAGCUUUUACAAGGACCGCUAGUUGGAUCGUCAUGCUCUUCAAAGAGUUUAGUGGAUUGUAUGGUGGGCUUUUUUCCCGUGAUACUGAUAACUGAAUUUCUAUUCCUGUGGAAAUGGAAUUUGUCUUCUUCUUUACGCUCCUUUAUGUCGUGGUUAACAUAAUUUAAUAUUAGCAUUGGCUUUUUAGGUUUUA